AUGCCGACUUCUUCGGUGGAAACCUGGCUCCGGGGCCUGGCCUUUUCCUUGUGCGCGACCCUGGCCGAAGCCAAGUACCCCUUCUCAUCCUCCUCCCCCAAAGCGACUCUCACCAAUGAUACCUCGGUCUCCUUUGACCCUCUCGGCGUGGCUGCCGUUUUAGGGAACCCACGAGCUGGCGCGAGCGCAGCCGGACUGUAUGUGCAGUAUGAUAUAGCUGUGUUUCACUGGCCACACAUGACGAUGAUCGGAGGCACGCUCCCGGCUAUGCAGAUGCUGGUCGAGCACCUUACCUCCGCGCUCCCGUCUGUACAUCCUGCAGUCCGAUUGUGCGCUAACGAGACCACGAUGAUUCCAAUUCGUUCCAAUGUAUCGAAUCAGGUCUUCCGGGAACUCCCGCUGACGCUCAGUAACCUUUGGCUCCAUGACUACAUCAAUUUUAAGCCCAGCAAUGACAAUCCAGGCAAUGACUUCAUGGUUAUUUGUAUCAAUACCAUCGACGAAGACGCGAAAAAACAAAAGCACCGCAUGGAAGAAGACCCAGGCCUCGGGUGGUGGAUGGCUGGCCGGCUGACUUUGUAUCUUUUGAUCUUGAUCAAUGGAGGAAUGAUCCUAGCGGCCAUGCUCAUCGGCAUCCUGGCUGCAGACAUCUGGGCAUUCACCCUGUUUUUCCUCUACGGUAGUCACUGGAUUGCGUCCGCGCUCAUCACCUUCGUGCCCAUGGUCAAGUUCCAGAUCCCCGGCAAUAAAAUUGACGAGAACGCAAACACGCGAUAUGCGGCCUACCAGCGACCCGAGGGUGGUACUGUCAUCUUCAAAGGCCGCCAGGACACCCUCGAACGCUGGGCGCGGUCGACCUGGGAGUACAAUACUACUCCCUUGAAGGCGGUCCUGCAUUGGACGUGGAUGGUCACGGGCGCGCUGGCCGCCUUCGCCUCGGUCGCGUGCAUGGUCAACAUGCACGGAUAUCUGCAAUUGGCGUUCUUGGCGGUGCUGGUAUACGCAACGCUCGCCGAGAUCAUUGCCACCAAGAUCUCGCGCCGCCUCCAGAUCAAGGCCAAAGGGUCCGUGCCGUGGGAAGCGACGAAGAACAACGGGACCCGCUCGCAGGGGAUCAUCUCGGCUACGAUUGCGAUUCGCAAAGACUGUCGCCUGGAGGGCUUCGAUUGGAUCCAGAUGGGCUUGCUCCCGAAUAUGCCUGCGUUUUGGCAGAUGCAGGUCACGCUGGAAGAGAUCAACAAGCGCCAGAACGAGGAGGAAGAACGGUCGACUCCGCACAGUCCUGACGAGAUUGAGGCGCUUCAAAAAGAGCUGAAGGGGCUUUCCAACACGUACGUGCAAAAGGCGAUCGACGCUUCUGAGGAGGACAAACGCAAAGCGACAAGUAGCUUGGCCGAGCGUCUGCGCACGGAGAUGGACAACGCCGUCCAAGUUUGGCUUGAGACAUUGAAGGAGAAAGAAACGGCACCAGUAUCUUCCUUCAGUGGUCUCAAAAGCAUCUCGUUCUGA
Molecule: messenger RNA, 1509 nt
Organism: Aspergillus aculeatus ATCC 16872
Lineage: Eukaryota; Fungi; Ascomycota; Eurotiomycetes; Eurotiales; Aspergillaceae
Exons: 1
Coding region: 1-1509 (502 amino acids)
Source: RefSeq, a predicted model, not a curated record